Messenger RNA from Eucalyptus grandis, 800 nucleotides. RefSeq lists its product as uncharacterized. Lineage: Eukaryota; Viridiplantae; Streptophyta; Magnoliopsida; Myrtales; Myrtaceae. The record is from RefSeq and is a predicted model, not a curated record.
CGACCCGGCUUAAAAGCUCCGAUCGGAUCCGCAGGCUUCGACGGGUCUUACAGAAAACCUCCCCCGCCCUCGCGUCCCCAAUCGGCACGUGCGGACCGCCGGCCCCCCAGCGACCGGCUUCCAUCCAGCGAACGGCUCGCCGCCAUGGCGUCGGCGGACGAAGAAGCCUCCUCCGUCCCCCGGCGGCGCCUGUCGUGCACCACCUGCUUCAACUCCCUUUGGUUCUGCUACUCUCCGGUCCAUCAGAUGCAGCAGUACUACCGGCUGGUUCUCGACAACUGCUCCGGGAAAUGGAGCGCCCUCGUCGAUUGCUUGGCUCUCAAGACCAAGCGAGCGUCCGACGUUCAGGAAAUCUUGGAAACCCGCGAGAAAGCCAAGCAUCAUAUCUGGACUAUCCGGACGCCUGAGGAAGCUUCGUCUCAUUGGAAAGAGUUGUUUGCACAUCUGGAUGAGCCGGAAUGAAGAAGCCUAGUUCUGUUCGAUGUCACCUUUGUCUUCUCGAUCCUUCUCAUUCAAAUGCUGUUUGUGCAUUCAGAAUUUUCAUUUUGCGAAAUUGAAUUGAUUCAUAAUGUUGAGGGAGAAAGAGAUGCCGGCGUCGAAGAGCCAAAUGAUGGAUAGACAACUAUGAGUAUGGCCAGGGACUCCGAAAUGAUCGUGGCAGAUUGGUCUUUCACCGUAUCACUGACCAUCUAUAGAAUAAUAUCUGUGGGUGAUCGAUCAGCUUUUUUGGUGGACAAGAUAAGAGAGAGUAUAUUUGUUCCCUAAAUUUAUGCCAUUUUCGUGGAUCUUUUCAUUGCAAA